Messenger RNA from Lolium rigidum, 813 nucleotides. Its product is annotated as jacalin-related lectin 3-like. The transcript is spliced from 3 exons. Gene Ontology annotation, molecular function: carbohydrate binding. The coding region runs from base 1 to 813 and encodes 270 amino acids. Lineage: Eukaryota; Viridiplantae; Streptophyta; Magnoliopsida; Poales; Poaceae. The record is from RefSeq and is a predicted model, not a curated record.
AUGGAUAAGACCGCCAGCAUCGCCGACGUUGAUGAGGAGGCUCUUUGCUGCCCGAGAUGCCUUCAGCUCCUCGUACCUCCAGUUUUACAGUGUGCUGCUGGACACCUGAUCUGCUCCUCCUGCCACGACAACCUCCAGGACAAGAACAAGUGCGUAUCCUGCUUCGUCCCCGCGAGCUUCAUCCCCACGAGCUACAGCCGCUGCCACGCAGUCGAGGGUAUACUUCGAUCCGUCCGUGUCGCCUGCCCCAACACCAUCCACGGAAGAUGCACUGCGGGGAAGAUGCUCUGCCACGAGAAGGUGGAGCACGAGAAGACAUGCCCCAGUACCGCCGCCCCCGGCCGCCUCCCAAGCUCGGUUGUGAAGAUGGGUCCUUGCGGUGGCGUUGAUGGCAAUGUCAGGGAAAUGGACGUGCGUGGCGUCAACCGUAUUGUUAAGGUAGUUGUCUGGUACAGCAGCACGUUCGACGCCAUGAAAGUGUACUAUGAGCGGGAUGGCCGCGAAGAGAAGACCGACCGAUGGGGUGUUCCUGCGACUGAAAGUAAUGCUGCGAUAGGUGGGCCCUCACAGAUAUGUCUAGAGCAGGACGAGUACCUCACCGGCGUGAAAGGGCACAUCGAGUAUUGCGGUGGCAGCUUGUGUGUGAUCUCUCUCACGUUCGUCACUAACCUGCACACAUUCGGGCCAUACGGGGUGGAGGAUGGCGUGCCGUUCGAGCUCCCGGCAGCAGCUGGUGGCAGAAUCAUCGGUUUCCACGGACGCUCCGAUUCGUAUGUGGAUGCGAUUGGAACCUAUGUCAAGAUGGACCUCUAA